CAGCAGUGGAGGCUGCUGAGGGGAGGAUGGUUUAUAAUAACGGAUGGAAUGGAGUCAGUGGAAUGGUAUCAACCUCAUGGAAACCAUGUAUUUGAUACCAUUCCAUUGACGUCAUUCCAGCCAUUAUUAUUGCAAGGACCGACGCCGGGGAUGAGAAGCAGGUACGGGGAGUUACACAUUUAAUGAGGAACAGACAGGUAACAGGACAGGACCAGCGUCAGCACACGGGUAAACAAGGACAUAUGACAAUCAAUGCAGAAGCAAGGAACAGAGCGGUGAACCAGACAGAUAUAGGGAAGGUAAUGACAGAGGUGAUUGAGUCCAAGUGCGUCCAAUAAUCGCUGAUGCGUGUGACGGGGAAGGCAGGUGUGCGCAAUGCUGGGGAGCCUGGUGCCUUCGAGCUCCAGGGGGGAAGAUUGGGAGCAGGCGUGACAAUUAUGAGUCGUCCUCCCCUCGGCAGCCUCCACUGGCAUACAGCACUACCAGUACAGCUCAGUUCUCGGGCAUACAGUGUGAUACCGCCCCCGCGCGACGAAGCAGAGAAGGGUCUGCUGCACAGUAUGUUGCGGGUGGACCACGCAGGGGAAUACGGUGCCAACCGCAUCUACGCCGGCCAGAUGGCAGUGUUGGGAAGGUCACAGACAGGACCGCUUAUUCAGGAAAUGUGGGAUCAAGAGAAGAAGCAUCUUGCCAAAUUCAAUGAGAUCCUUGCAGAGAACAGAGUUCGCCCAACGUUGCUGUUGCCCCUCUGGAACGUUGCAGGUUUUUUACUAGGAGCGGGUACCGCUCUACUGGGUAAAGAAGGGGCCAUGGCCUGUACUGUGGCUGUGGAGGAGAGCAUCUCAGAGCACUACAACAGCCAGAUCAGAGCCCUCAUGGAGGAGGACCCAGACAGAUACGUAGAGCUGUUAAAAUUAAUAAAGGAAUUCCGAGAUGAUGAGAUGGAACAUCAUGAUACAGGACUGGAGCACGAUGCUGAAUCUCUACCCGGAUACAAGCUUUUGAAGAGUGCAAUACAACUUGGCUGCACAGCCGCAAUAUUUGUGUCUCAGCGCCUUUAAAGUAAUAAUUAAUUAAGUUUCUCAAAGAUGGUUUUCUAAAAAAUAUAAUGAUUUAAGUGAUGUAAAUGGAUAUGUAAAUUGUAUUAGUAAAGUGAACCUGGCUACUUUAUACAAUGUAAUAGUCAGUGCACUUUUCCAAAAAAGGACUCCCAUAAAAAAUAGAUGUGUUUUUUGUCCAAUUGUAACCUAGAUGUUGUCAUUUACUUCAAGGCUAGCACUAGCAGCCAAACCAUAUAGGUACCAGCUCAAUGCUGAAACCUCUGAGUUGGCAUCCUAGAAUAAGCAAGUUGUCAAAGAGAUAUUGGUGGGAAAGUUGGUGUAAUUCUACCCUCUGUCUGGUCUAGGUGAUGGGGAUAGUGUGUUAUCCUGCUAUACUAAGGUAUUGUGGUCAUCACUGACAGAGCUGGAACCUACCUUCCUUAUCUAGUUCAUUUUGUAACAUCAUUGAUACUAAGUAAUGUACUACACACUGUAAUUACCUAUCUGUUAUGUUUAAUUAUUUGAAUGAUUAAUCACCUUUCCACUGCAACCCCCACCCCCCCAUGCCUUUGUUAUUCCCCGAAAGAUACAUAUCUAACAUAGCUCUAACGAGGACAUAUCGAUAUUGGCAUUGUCACGCCAUCACCGUACCUUUCAACAAACUAUCCUCUUUCACACAUUAUGUGUCAUAAAUCACAAUGAACAAUGGCUUGUCAGUCCAGGUAAAUGGUUAAGCCUCUUACACAGCUGUUCCAGUACAGUAGAUCAGAGUGGAAGAAGGAUUGACAACUGACGGGUGCUGGCAGUGGGGUCUAGCUAAUCUAUGCUGUUCAGCGCUGCAGAGAAAAGUGUUCCGGUGGUUCAGUUUACUCCCCAGAGACCCCUGUAUUGACUAUAGGGAUUGAAGUGUCCUUAUAGUAUGUUUCCCUACUGACCUAGUGCCUGAGAUCUGCCCUAGCCACUUCAGAUGCAGUGUAUAGUACACAUCAGUUAGCACAGAGAGACGUAUUGACCUUCAUUCCACUUGCAAUGUCUACGACAGAAUGUAAAGUAGCAAAGAGAGAAUACAAGUAGCUGUGUUGUUGGUGCAACAAAGAGGGUCAAAAGGAACAGUGUGAUAUCAUUUUUAUGAUGUAUAUUAUUCUUCCGACAGUACCUAUCCUGCUCUGUGCCUUGUAUGCGAGGGUGCCUCUGGCAUCCAAGCCAUAGCCCACUUGUGUGUUUUCUGCCCCUGCCGGCCCAUGAACUGCCCGCUGAACUGUUUUCUGCCCCAAUGUCGAGAGACGGGCUUUUGUCUUGACAUGAGACUACUGUAGAUGUCUGAAAAAAAUCGGACAAACUUUAAUUUGGAAGUGUAACAUCCUUUUAAACUUCACUAGGCAUUGUGUGUA
Messenger RNA from Salvelinus fontinalis (brook trout), 2431 nucleotides. It is a transcript of the gene coq7, whose product is annotated as coenzyme Q7 homolog, ubiquinone (yeast). The record is from RefSeq and is a predicted model, not a curated record. The transcript has 6 exons. Gene Ontology annotation, biological process: ubiquinone biosynthetic process; regulation of gene expression; determination of adult lifespan. Gene Ontology annotation, cellular component: nucleus; mitochondrial inner membrane. The coding region runs from base 345 to 1061 and encodes 238 amino acids. Lineage: Eukaryota; Metazoa; Chordata; Actinopteri; Salmoniformes; Salmonidae. Gene Ontology annotation, molecular function: 3-demethoxyubiquinol 3-hydroxylase activity.